AUGAACAGACAAGUCUGCAAGACAUCUGGUAGCAGGAGCCAGGGUUUCUCUGGCCGCUCGGCUGUGGUCUCUGGCAGCAGCAGAAUGAGCUGUGUGGCCCGCUCUGGGGGAGCCAGUGGAGGGGCCUGUGGGUCCCGGAGUGGAGCAGGUGGCUUUGGCAGCCACAGCCUUUACAAUCUGGGUGGCAGUAAGAGCAUCUCUUACAGUGUGGCAUGCAGUGGUUCCCGGGCUGGUGGCUUUGGUGGAGGACGUAGCAUGUAUGGGGGUAGUUAUGGAGGUGGCUUCGGAGGUGGCUAUGGAGGUGGCAUUGGUGGUGGCUUUGGUGGAGGCAGAGGAGUAGGAGGGGGUUUUGGAGGAGCUGGUGGCUUUGGAAGAGCUGGUGGCUUUGGUGGUCCUGGUGGCUUUGGUGGCCCUGGUGGCUUUGGUGGUCCUGGUGGAUUUGGCCCUGGUGCCUUCCCUGGAGGAAUCCAAGAAGUGACUGUCAACCAGAGUCUCCUGCAGCCCUUAAAUGUGGAAAUCGAUCCCCAGAUUGGGCAAGUAAAGUCCCAGGAGCGGGAGCAGAUCAAGACCCUCAACAACAAGUUUGCCUCCUUCAUCGACAAGGUGCGGUUCUUGGAGCAACAGAACAAAGUCCUGGAGACCAAGUGGAAUCUUCUCCAGCAGCAGGGCACAAAUUCUGUCACGGGCACCAACAACCUUGAGCCCCUUUUUGAGAGCUACAUCAGCUCCCUGAAGAGCUACCUGGACAACAUCCUAGGGGAGAGAGGCCGCUUAGACUCAGAGCUGAGAAACAUGCAAGACCUGGUGGAGGACUUCAAGAAGAAAUAUGAGAAUGAAAUCAACAGACGUACCACUGCUGAGAAUGAAUUUGUAACCCUGAAGAAGGAUGUGGAUGCUGCUUACAUGAACAAGGUGGAGCUUCAGGCCAAGGUGGAUGCCCUGAUGGAUGAGAUCAACUUCCUGAGGAGCAUCUAUGAUGCUGAACUGUCUCAGAUGCAGAGCCACAUCAGUGACACAUCUGUGGUGCUGUCCAUGGACAACAACCGCUGUCUUGACCUGGACAGCAUCAUCGCUGAAGUCAAGGCCCAGUAUGAGGACAUCGCUCAAAGGAGCAAGGCUGAGGCCGAGGCCCUGUAUCAGACCAAGUUGGGAGAGUUGCAGACCACGGCUGGCAGACAUGGUGAUGACCUGAGGAACACCAAGAGUGAGAUCAUGGAGCUCAACAGGAUGAUCCAGAGGCUGCGGGCGGAGAUCGAGAAUGUCAAGAAACAGAAUGCCAAUCUCCAGGCAGCCAUUGCAGAAGCUGAGCAGCGUGGGGAGUUGGCCCUCAAAGACGCCAAUGCCAAACUCCAAGAUCUGCAGGCCGCCUUGCAGCAGGCCAAGGAUGACCUGGCUCGGCUGCUGCGUGACUACCAGGAGCUCAUGAAUGUCAAGCUGGCCCUGGAUGUGGAGAUUGCUACCUACCGCAAACUGCUGGAAGGCGAGGAGUGCAGGAUGUCUGGAGAGUGCCAGAGUGCUGUGAGCAUCUCUGUGGUCAGCAGCAGCAGCACGACUUCAGCCUCAGCUGGUGGUUACGGAGGCAGCUACGGCGGUGGCUUUGGAAUGGGAGGUGGUUCAGGCAGCGGCUUUGGAAUGGGAGGCGGUUCAGGCAGCGGCUUUGGAAUGGGAGGCGGCAGUGGAUUCGGAGGAAGCUGUGGGUUUGGCGGUGGCAGCCGCCUUGGCUCUGGCUCCGGCUCUGGCUCCGGGGGUCGCUGUGGGAUCAGUGGCGGAGGCUUCAGCUCCAGCAGCAAUCGGGGCGGCAGCAUCAAGUUCUCUUCAUCCUCCUCCCAGCGUUGCUCCAGAUAA
Molecule: messenger RNA, 1845 nt
Organism: Chrysochloris asiatica (Cape golden mole)
Lineage: Eukaryota; Metazoa; Chordata; Mammalia; Afrosoricida; Chrysochloridae
Gene: KRT3
Product: keratin 3
Exons: 9
Coding region: 1-1845 (614 amino acids)
Biological process (GO): keratinization; intermediate filament organization
Cellular component (GO): keratin filament
Molecular function (GO): structural constituent of skin epidermis
Source: RefSeq, a predicted model, not a curated record